UGAAAUCGAGGCAGGUAGGUAGGCAGAGUUUUCACUGGAUUUGGGACUUUUGCAGCUAAGAGAUUUGUUACCAUGGGUGUUUCAAGUGUCAUCAGGAACUAGAUUAGUCUUUUGGGGAAAGUUAUCUUCUCGAAUGUUAAGAUUAAAAUGUUCCAAAAUGUGAUUAGGCUAAAGAAAAGUAAGAGUUAAGCAGUCACUCCAAAGGUGUUUUGAAGCAGAGGAUCUGCUCAGCAUCAUACGUGGAGUCAUUCAAGGAAUGCCAAUGAAGGUGAUUGUGUGCUUUGACAAUGUGAGGGUAACUGUGCCCUGUGGAGAAGGGGACAUUCCAGUAAGAGAACUGAUUUCCAAAGCUGUUCAUCGCUACAAAAGAGCCACAGGAAAGCUGAUUGCGGUGUUUGAGGAGCAGGACCGUGCGUCCAUCCAGCACAAUGGCGGGGAUGGCGCCAGUGCCAGUUCCACGGGGACCGUCAGCCCGGACAUCUUUCACGGGCUGGGCGAGGACGGGGGUCCUGUGCGGGCUGACGGCGUCCACCCGGCCGCUGCAGCCCUGGCCGUCUUCCCACCGCCGCGGCACAACAGCAGCAGCAGCAACAACGCCUCUACCGACGUGGUGGUCACGCCCCGGGACCUCUCCAUAGGAAGCAACCUGCGUGUGCGUCGUGGCAGUGAGCCCAGCCUGAACCUAUUGACAGAUGAAUUGCCUUCUGAGAUUAAUCCAACGCCACUGAGUGUGCUGCGGCCAAGCAUUCCAAGACGUGAAAGUGUCAGGGACAGUGAUGAACCCAGAUCAGAGUCCUCAGAUGAAGAUAAACGGGUUAAGGUCACCAUGCAUGGUUCUCUGGAUAGAAAAAAGUUGGGGCCCAGUCGCUUUGCACGUGAUGCAUUUCGCACUUCUCUCAGCAACAGGCCUGAGAUGUUCAGGUGGCUAGAGGCUCAGGAAAGGCAGGAACAGCGCACCAAAGAAGCACAGGCUCAGGAGAGAACGGGACCAGUGGACGGGCAUGAUGGCGAAGAUGUAAAUAUUUCAACACAGCCAAACCCGACUCUGAUCACGCUUCAGAAUGAUGGAGGACCUCUGGGCAUCCAUGCUAUUCCUGCCAGCGAUGAGAAUGGGAAGGAUAUUGGUCUGCUGAUUCAGAGCAUUGAGCCAGAGCGCCCAGUGCAUCGCGAUGGCCGGAUACAGCCGGAGGACACCAUUGUGGAGAUUAAUGGGACCAGCUUGAAGGAUGUACCAUUUCUCAGAGCUCAAGAAAUUUUCCGGGCUGCCAUGGAUACCAAAGAGAUUCGUCUACAGGUUCUGAAAGCAGACACUGCAAUACCUGAGACUUCCAGCACUUUACUUCCACCCUCUCCAAAGCAGAGACGGGCCCCUCAAGGUCCUCCAGUCCUGCCAAAACCUCGUAGCCACGCCCCAAUGAAACCAUCUCCUCUUACACUGCCUUCUCAGGAGUCAGAGAAAGAUGUUAAGUCCUCUAGUCCAGUCCCAGCGCCAAGAGAGCACUCAAAGAAGGCGGUACCCAGCAAUUCUUCUGAUAACGGGCAAAGAACAGAAAGCUUCAGAACUUCUGACAAACUGUCAUCGUUCAGUUCAAACUCUAGUAGUAGUACAAAUUCCGGUCAAAAGCUUGAGAGCCUUUCUAAACCAAUUCCCAAAAGAACAUCAUCUGCCUCGAACAACAAUGUGAUCAAACCGGGCCCCCCGAUCAAACCACCGAAGAAAACGCCCCCUGCUGUCCCGGUGCGCAGUCCCAACACAGGGCUCACCCCAGGGCCUCCCACUGACUUGCCCCUCAACACGGCUUAUAAUACUCGCAAAAUUGGCAAGAAGCUGGGUAUCCAGCUCAAGAAAGGUCCUUUAGGCCUGGGAUUUAGUGUGACAUCUCGGGACAAUCAGACAGAUGGGAAUACGCCCAUUUACAUCCGGAAUAUUCUGCCCAAGGGGGCUGCUGUACAGGAUGGACAACUCAAGCCUGGGGACAGACUCUUGGAGGUGAAUGGUGUAGAGAUGACUGGCAAGACUCAGGCUGAGGCCGUUUCCUUCCUUCGCAUGUUGCCUGAGGGCAGCAUGGUCAAUUUGCUCGUCUCUAGACAAGAAGAGGUGGAGGAAAAGUUUAAAGUUCCUCGAAAAAUGAGUGAUUCAAGCGAACCUUUGGCCACUGCCCUGACUGGUCUUGAAAGUGGCCCCGAAGACACCGCUACCGCCAUGGCGGAAGGGCAUGUUGGUGCGGAGGCUGACUUGCCUGCUGUCUCCCUCUCACAGCCAUCCCGGGGUACAGAAGCCAUGGAGGACAGCCCCCCGGGUCAAGUGAAGGAGAAGAUCACCUUCCAUGUACAGCUAAACGACACAGGGUCUGCUGGCUUGGGAGUCAGCGUCAAGGGCAAGACUGAGCCCACCGACCAGGGACUGCGGGAUCUGGGCAUAUUUGUCAACUCUGUGUUGCAAGGGGGUGCUGCUUCUAAGGAUGGCCGUCUGGAGGUGAAUGACCAGCUGCUGGAGGUGAAUGGAGUCCGUCUUGAGGGCCUUUCCAACACAGCAGCCAUGGAAGCAUUGCGCAUGGCUAUGAUGGAUGAGGGCCUGAUCCCAGGCCAUUCCACAGUCACAGUAGCCAGACGUGCAGAACCCAACUCAAUGCCCUUCUUCUGUGGAGAUACUGCAGACAGCAGCCAGGCAGAUGCUAUGCUCCCUCCGCCUUCAGUUCACCAGCGGUCAGUUUCCGCGUCGUCGGAUCUCCCUGCUCCCAUCGUACACCAGCGCUCAUCUUCAGCAUCUGAGACUUUCAGCAGCCCUGUGGUGCAGAGAUUCGGCAGUGACAAAGAUAUGCCGUCGCCCAUUCCACCUGUUCGCAGCAAGAGGGUAGCUGCUCUUCGUGAGCGAUUCUCAGAAAUGGGCAACGGACUCCGAAAUGAGUCAUACAUGAAGGCAACAAAUGAGAGUAUGGACGUGGGGCCUGCGGGGCUGAGAAAUGAGUCCUACAUGAAAGCAACUCAUGACACUUUGAAUGAAAGUGAAGCUUUCAAGAACCUUUUACCUUCCCCUUCCAAGCCUGUUGCACCAUUAAAACAUUCGCAGUCCCAAGAAGGGAAAGAGAAUAUUGUUAUAGUUGAGAAUGAUACUUAUACUCUUCCUCAGAAACCUCAGAGGCCUCACUCUACAAUUGGAUUCCUUCAUGGGGGGCCACAUGGCUCUGUGUCUGAUGAUGAAGCUUUCAGGCGAGAGUCUGUUGCUUCUAGUAAAGAUGAGAGUGACCUGAGCCCAAGUGGGGAUUUAAUCCUACCCUUUGCACGAGAAGGCUUUGGUCGGCAGAGCAUGUCUGAAAAGCGAAAAGGUCACCUAGAUCCAAGGUCCACAGAGAUCUACAAACUUGUGAAGGCAAACAAGGAGAGCAAGGGUGGUUUUCUUGGUCGUCGUGUGCGAUCAUUUCAUGUCACAGGUGCGACCAAUGUGGACGUGGUACCUGCGGUCCGCGGGGUGCCCACUGCUCAGAAUACCCCUCUCAGCCCUAGAAAGGGCUCAAACCCUGCACCCACUGAAGCCCCACCCGUGUCUAAUAGCAUGAUGCAUGUCCCAGAUGACAGUACUUACAAUCCAAACCGAACUGCAAGAGAUUCCUCACCGUCCAAUCUGAAACGCUCUUCAUCAGUGGAAGAUUUAAGUCAUCCGGUGGCCAGCCAAGCCCCAGUAUCGUCUGUGUCUUCCAGCACCUCAGUGCAGCAAAGUCGGGAUAAUUCACCUAUGUGGAGGACCAACCGCUUCGGAAGAGCCAGAGCUUGCAACGAGAGCUUCCGUGCUGCUGUGGAUCGCUCAUAUGAUGCUUUGGACCCUGCGUUGAUGGAUACAUUGGAGGAGGAGAGUGCAGAGAGCGGAGCAUUUACUCUGGAGCCUUCAAACUCUGGCCGUUCAUCCAUCAGCAGUGAGAAUACAAGUGAAGACACCAACAGCCUCAAGAGACGGAAAGCUAAAGAGAAGGAUAAGAAAGCAGGGGGAUUGCUUAAAGGAUUUUUGAGAUUUGGUAAGGGACGCAAGUCAAAUGAGGAGGCGAUGCGGCGUUCUCGGUCAGAAGAACGCUCAGGGGACAGGGUAAUAGAUCGCAGGACUGACCUCUCGUUGGAGCGUCCAGUUGAGAAAAAGGACCGGUGGGCAGCACAGCCGUAUGGAGACGCACAGAACCUGGGUUUUGUUCCGCUCACUGUGCCUCAGGGGCACCAGCAGAUGGGGCGUAGAGCCAGCAACCAAGAGGAAGAGAGGAUCGAGGAAGAAUACGCUCGUCUCAGGGAAUUCCACGUGUCGAAUCAGAGGCUGAGAUCCCAGUCCGUGGACCCGACUUUGGGCAGGAACAAGCUAGGUUCUUCCUCCUCUUCCACCGAGCGCUCCAGUCCUUUCCAGCCGUACCAUGGCUCCUCCCAGCAGCAGCAGAUAUUGCAGCACCAGCUCCAGCAGUUUCAACUACAGCAACAACAGCAGCAGCAGCUCAAUGCAGAUCCACGCACAUUCCACCCGGCAGCCGUGUCCCAGGGACAGCCUCUCACUGGACAAGAUCACAGAGGAGGGAGACAAUACAUGUCUUCGUCUCAGUCAUCACUGGACCCCGGAGGGAGACCCAACAUUGCCAAAGCAGUGAUGUCCAGGGCUGAGUAUAUCCAACAGUUGCGCAGCCUGUACCAGCAGCGCCACCGCCAGCGACAGGGUGUCUACCCGCUGGACGACUCGGAGGAGUUUUACGAGAUGCAGAUACAGGAGCUGGAGCAAAGGCAAUGGACUCCUACAUCUUCUGACAACUCCUACGAUGGUAGGAGCAGCAGAGAGCCUGUUCGGUUUACAGACAGACCACCAAGUCGACUGCCAGAGGAUUCCCCUGAGCGUCCCUAUGGCAGUACCUCCAGCAUGGUGAACGCAAGCUCUUCCUCCCUGCCUCACACCCAUCAACACCACCAGCAGCAACGGUACCACCAACACCUGUACAACACUGCCCCCCAUCCAGGCUCUCGCCCCUCACCCCGCGGCCCGCCCAGCAGUGCUCAUGACAUGGCAACUUACUACAAACAGCAGCAGCAAAGAGACCAGCAUAUUCAGCACCUUCAGCAACAUCACCAUCAUCAUCACCACAAUCCUCCCUCCCCACAUGGGGGUCUGAGAGAUGAUUACGAGUUGCCCAGCGGCCAUGAACACUACAACAGUAACAUGAACUACCCCAUACCUGACUCUAGGUCGCAGCAGCCGUUCUAUACAGGGCCUCCGCAGGCUUAUCACCACACUGCUCCACACCCGUACAAUCAUCACUACAGGGGCAACCACCCGCACACAGACUCCAGCUCGGCAAAAGUAUGACAAACCGUAUCAAAGUACAGCAAACAUUAACAUUCAGGAAUAAACUUGGCAUUCUCACAUACAGAAGUCAGUGGAUCACUUCUGGCCUAGCCCACUGGGUUGUCCUGUCUUGCCUGUGCUGUUGGUGCGGCACCUGUGGAAAGUGUGAACACACGCUAUAAUGCUCAAGUCUUAGCCACUCUGUCUCAGCAUCUCAGCUGGUGAUGCUGUGUCACCAGUCUUGCUGUGAUGUUGUUCCUUUAAUUCUUGACACUUAAUUGAUUAUAAAAAAUAGGGCAAAAACAGAAGUUGUUUUGUCUUUUUUAGGAGUGAAUGUUCCAAUAGUUUCACCUCAGUCACAAAUUCUGUCAAUAACAAUUUGUGCCCUCCCAAAAGCUAUAUAUGUCAAAUUCGUAGAGUUGUGAAUUUGAUUUGGUUCUGGGAAUAUUUCAAAAGAUGAAAGCAUAACCAAAUUCUGAUGUUUACAUCAAUUGUAACCCUGGCUGUCUCAUGGGGGAGUGCUGGAAUCGAGGACUAAACAAGCAAACUGUUGGCUCUCUGUUCUUCAGCCCUGAGUGUAGCCUUUGGGUGACUCUCAGCUUCCUACACUCAUUCUGCGUGAGAUACAGAAUGUUCACAGGUUCUCCCUGGACAUAAACUGUGCAGAAAGGGUAUGUGAAACCCAAGAUGGGUCAGAUAUUUAUUGUGGUUGUGACCUGCAGAUUAAAGUUUUCUCAGAACAGGACAAGUCAUGGACAAGAAUGAAAUAGAAUUCGAGUACAUUUUGAUUGUAGUUGCUGGGUGCACUGUUUUCAGGGACUAUUGUGAUGGGGCUCUUUUAGUUUUCUGGCUUUAAACUGCUACUUGUACUUCGUAUGCUAAUGAGAUUUUGAGUGAACCACUUUCAAGUAGCUAACACUUACCUUCUAGAGUAGACUUCUAAAAUGCUGGGUACUUAACGGGGGAGUGCGGGGGAGGUGUCUAUCCGGGGAACUAAUUUAAUGUGAUAAAAAUACAAACUGUAGUAGCAUUGCCCUGGAAAGCAACUUGAAUGUAGGUUAAAAGGACUUACUAAUGCCAGUCUUUUAAUUUGGUAUUGAGAUCUGUCAUUGUUUCAGGUCAUUUUGAUUAAAGAGAUAGCUGCAACAGAAGUUAUUUCAGUUGCUUGGUGCUUACACUGCACAGGAUAUCAAACAUGGUAUUGAAUGUUAACAAAAACAGCAGAGCUGUUAUUAUUUAGACUUUUGUGUCCUUAGAUUUUUCCAACUUUCCUACUCUGUGUACCAUCCUAUUUGUAAUAUGUAAUAUGUGUAGAAAAAUUUCAGCUUUAUGAAUUUUCAUAAUUAAAAUGCACAGUUAAAAAAAAACAUUCCUUGCCAGGUAUUAUGAAAGCAGUAUGCAUUAUUUAUUAGCUGUUGCUACAAUCCUUAUAUAUAUGACACCAUUAUAGUUUCCCUGUAAUUUAGACAAUACAAAAUGUUAGAAUACCCAUUCUGGAAGAUGUAUUAUUAUCUCAAAUAAAUAAUAGAAAGUCGGGCAUUAUUUUUUUUCUCUUUUAAAAAAUUUUUUUUAACUGAAAAGGAGCUUCACAGUCACAGUCGUAAUAAGGGAAUCUUGACAAUUACUCAUGAUCGUAAGUGUUCCAUAAUAGUGCUGCCUUUAUUUCACUGUAUAGUUUUAACUUCAACAUAACUUGCAAUCAGGCAUAAUCAUAUUGCACAGCAAGAUUUGUUUAGCCGCAUAUUGUACUUUUUUUGUGCAGAUAUAUAUGUUUGUUUUUACUUAUUUGAAAAGAAUGACAUCAAUAAAUCUCAUUGCUGACUGUAAGUUGUCUUCUUCGCCUUAUCAACACUGAGAUGACUUGGACAUGAAUUUGGUGAAGAAGACACGAACACCUAGUAUCAACGCAGUUUAGAGACAGGGAAGUUUUUUAAAAAAUGAGUAACGUUAUCCUAUUUUCCUGAUAUUAUAAACCUUCUCUAAUUUCUCUUUUCUCCUAAGUGGGAAGUUAAAAUUCAAUAAUUUUUUACGGUAGUAACUAAUAUGGUUAAGUAUUGUCCUUUACUUGUGAAAUUCAAAUUAAACUUUUUUUCUUUCUAGUGACACAUUCCAUUUUAUGUGAGCUGUAGUAGGGGCAAAAGAGCAUCACAAAAAUGGAAAAAAGUUAUCGGACUUGAAUGAAAACCUGUGCUUUCCAAGACUGUUUUAACUUAAAAAAGGACGUCGAAGCUAUGAAUGUAGCUGCAAAUAGAUUUCUCUCUCCACGUUGUGUCUUUUCAUCAGAGGUGAUGAAAGAUUUGGAAUUACAGGACUUGAUCUGACAGUUUAGUCGAUUAUUUUUACAACUUCCUGUUUUACGUCAGCUAAUGCAAAGUCCAUCGUAAUGCUUUCCAGGUUGUGGUAUAACUUAAAUGUAUAUAUACAGAUUAUAAUUAUUACAUAGUCCUAUUUAACUCUAAAUUUAAGUCCUAGGUGACAUUAGUGGUUGUGAAUUAAAAAUUCUCAGGAGCAGAUUCCAGUGUACUAACUUAUUUUCAUUAAUUUUUUUAUUUUUGCUUGAAAAACAUGACUGAACUUGGGGUUGAAAAGACCUGACUUCUGAUUAGAAAAUGAUUAUACUGUUUGCUGAUCUUUCACUUAUUCUUUUUUGGCAUGACAGGGCAAUCACUACAUUCAGGUAUUUUUAUACAGUGGGUGCCGCAUUCAACGAGGUCACAUUCAACAAGAAAUGGGCUCCAAAGAGGUUAUCCUUCAUCUCCGAUUUUUUCCUCUAUAUAUCUCUUUGUAAAUGUACAUCAGCUCCAACGAGGUUGCAAACAGACCGAAGUCGCCUUCAACGAGGUCGCGAUAACCAUAUUAAAGCAAUUAGCGGUCCCAAAAGCGAAGAACUUUUCUCCUUUCUCUCCGCUUCACAUGAUGCACAAGGCCCAUAUCCUCCAUUCCAAACAUUGCUAGAUCUAGUGUGCCUCCUAAUAAUAUGGGCCCCAAAGCCAAGAGGAUGGGUGAGGGUUGGCCUAAGGUAGGGGUGGGAGGGUACGCGAUGCGGGCUGUGUGAAACUGGAUGGGUUGGCCUAGAUCUAGACCGUCACUUUUUAAAAAAAAUUUCUUCUUCCCCUGAUCAGAAAAUCCUAGCUCCCGCUUUUACUUGAUGUCAAUUUAGGCCUAGAUGUGAGAGGGUAUGUUUCCACAAGAGAAAUGUUCCCAAAAAAAAGGCUGGGAAAAAAAAAAAAAUCAGAAAUGAGGGUCAGAACUCAGCUCAAACACGCACACACCGAUGCUGUUUGAGAUUUUCUGCAUCAGGGGGAACGACCGUUCUAAUAAUAUGAUAUUGGUGCAUCGUGUAAUACAGUGGAGUCCACUUAUAACGAGUCCUGAGAUAACAAGAAGUCUGUUAUAAAGACACUAUUCUAAAACCCCGUUUUUUUCCCUUCUUUAUCUUUGUAAAUAAAAUACUGCUAUUGCGACAAGCCGGUCCCACAACCUCGUGAAUGCGACACCCACUGUAAUAGGGUGGUUUUUGUGAGGGCAGUGCCCUAAGUUCUUAGAAUGCUGAAAAAAAAGACCUGCUCGAAAUAAAAUCUACUAUGGGUGAUAUACAUUUAACGGCCACACACCCCACCCCCCAAAUCGUUUUCUUUUUUUAACUUAACAUGACACUUCAUGCCAGUUCUCAAUGUCUCUUUUCCCUCAUUGUGAAAUUGUUUUCUUGUUUCUAUGAAUUCUACUUUUUCUUCUCCUUUUCAUUUUUCUAUUUCAGUCAAAUUUAAAAAAUGUGGAGAUCAAAACCUCUAUAGCUGUUCAACAAACUCUUGUCUUAUGACAUCAGCAUGAAUUGUUAAAGUGAAUAAUUGUGAAAAAAUAUGGAAAGAUUUUGAAUCAUAAACCAGGGAGCAUGACUAAAUUAUCUAUGAAGGUGAGUUGGCUUUAUUUGUCAUGCCCUCUGUGCUAAGGUUUUGCAUGUUUUGUGUGUGUUAAUUUUGAGCUCGAAUGGCUCUGUGCAUUAAAUUUGCAUCAAAUUUACAAUGCACAUGCUGAAUUGAGAAUAUCUUGCAUCACAUAUUUUAAGACAUCUGUCCGUAAUGAUAUUAUUGGUGCUUACUACAAAACUACUCAAUCAAAUCAUACCUGUACAGCCUUUUGAGUGACCGGUAUUUUUUUCAAUGAUCAAUUUUUAUUGAAUUCUAAAAAUAUUUCAUUGUGAGUAUUUAAAACUUUUCUUGAAGGAAUUGUUUUCUGGGGCAAUGAUAUAUGUUACAGAAUGGCACAGUGAAUCUUGGUUGCUGUUUUGAGAGGGAGCUCGAUGAAAGGUUUUUGUUCUGAUGUUUCCCUUCGUUUUUAAAAAAAUACCAAGUACUACGAGAUCUACAUGUAUUUUGAAAAUGACACCUAAAACUCACGUAGAAAGAAUGUCUCCACUAGCCCAGCAUUCUCUCACUGCAUAAUAUGCAGACAUUCCUUUGUUUUGUUUUACCACUGGGUUGAAGAUGAAAUAAGUUUUCUUCUGUUCCCAUUCUGCACCAUCUCUGCACAGGACUCGUUGGUUCUCGUCUAAUGUCCAGGUUUGUUGUCAUUGAACAAUCUUGUAUUAACUAGUAUUCUAGUAAGCAUUUGCAAGAGUAGGGCAGUUGAUAAGUCCUCUCUGCAGGUUUUCCUGUCUGUGCACGCCUACUGCUAGUAGAAAUGUGGUCAGAUCAGAGAGGAGUGGUGAACUAUAAACUUACCAGAAGUUCUCUGUUUAACAAAUAAACCUACAUUGUUGUUAAUUUUUGUCUUAAGUAACUAUAAAUUCAUGUCUGAAUUCUUUUUUUGAGAAAGUAGGCUUGUCCUCAAACUCACUACAAGUGACUUUAUGACCAAGAUCUAAAAAAAUAUAAAUUAGUGAAGGGGCCAUCCCUGUUUGUAUUGCUUGUGUGAGUAAAUAGGUGAACACAUAUGUUUGCAUCUGAUCUUGAUGGUUACAGUACAACAACAGUGAUGGUACAGUUCACCUUGAAUGUGUGGGGAAUUCUGCUUUUUCUUCACAAAAGAGCUGGUUUUGCCUGGUACAAGUUUUCAGUUCGUUGCUCUUUUGAAAGUAACCAGUUUCGUGAAAACUAAAAUCUUGAAAAGCAAAUGAAGGUUAUAUUAGUUAUAACUCUGGGAACUUGAUAUUUGGGGUUUUUUGGUUUUGUUUUUUGGUUUGUUUGUUGUUGUUGGUUGUUGUUGUUUUUUUUUGGGGGGGGGGGGGGGUCAAAUGAACAAGAACUAAUUCUCCUUUCUGCACAACAUCAAAAUUUUAGACGCAUGGCUUGUAUUGUAAGGAGCAACAACUCCCAUAGUGAGAGUAAUUGAAGAUGUCUUUUAAAAUGUCCACUUCUGCAGUACACAGAUGUGGUAGAGUAUGGAUGGUGUAGUGAUUGAUUGGGACGUUUGUUUCACAUUGAUUUAUAUUCCAGGUUCAAGCCCCGCAGAGACAUGAGACUUUUUAAAGCGAGUCUGAUGCUUUUUUUUUUUUCUUCUGUUGUUGAGUGAUAUCAGAACACAAGCAACAUCUCAUAAAUAACAGUUCACUUCAUGAAUGUCGAUCUAAGAGAGUAAACUGGAGAUAUAACAGAACUUUAAAAAUCUAACUUACUAAGCAUAACAUGACCAAGUACUUAUAAUGAUAAAGUCAUCCAUUGUCACUGAGUGUGAGUGUGAAGGAAACAUUUUCGUCUUUCACUUUCAUUACUUAAAUCUGUGCUUUUUGUUCCCCUUCUACAUGUUAUAUCAAGAUGCAUUGAUGAAUAAUAGACUUUGUCUCUCCAAAUGCCACUGUCUUCACUGUCUUGUCAUGUCAUGUGACCAAGUGUUCAAAGAUUUAUCAUUGUAACUUUGUCAGAACAGGGCCAACAUUCCACAAUGGACAAAGCUGAUGGCUGAUACUGAUAGGGAAAAGAGACUAAAAUUUUCAUCUGAUGCACCAAAAUCCAAAUGGACAAUUGCGUUUAUUUACAAGCCAUGUUCCUUACGUGAGCAGUUUAAUUCCAUGUUAUGUUGUGAAAUGAGUAUAAUAAAUUGUAGGAUUUGUUUAUAUAGUCUACUAAGGUACAGUGGCUGUGAUAGGAGGCAGUUGUAGCUUGUGUGCUGUUUUUUAACAUCCAAUAAUUUAUUUCUGUGCUGCGCCUUGUUUGAGUAGGAGAGUUCAUAUUUUUAAGGGUACAAAUUUGAAGUGAUUAAGUUUCUAUUUUUAUAAGGUUGUGACUAUCUUCAAAUUUGAUGCUUAAUGUAAAGAAUCUAAGGAAAUGCCACAAAGUUCUACCGAUAGAAUUGUCUGCUGGCACUCCAAAUUUCGUUCAUUUUUAAUGCGUUGUGUGAAUAUGUGAUCUUGAUUUAAAAACAUUUUAUUUAAAACUUUCUUUUGAUCUAUUUAUAGAGCAUUACCGUGUUUUGUUGUGUUUUGAUUUCAACUAGCCAAGCAUGUAUUUUCCCUGUAACUACAAUUGUAUUCAUCAAAAUUUCAAAAGUUUAUCCUCUUCACCAUCCUCUCAGAUAUUUUAAAGUUUAGAGUCAAACAGAAAUAUCCUUGAAUGUGGUAAUGCUUGAGUCGAAAAGUAUGUAUCGAUCAACUGGGGGCGGACCAGUUUCUCUUUAUGACUAUCUGGCAGCACUGUUGAUACUGUUACUGUUAUUCAAAAGAUGAACAAGGUUGGGGAAUACUCGGCUCUAAGGAGGUUUAAACCAUGUAGCGUUAAAUGGAGGGCCACCUCUGUCAUGCAAAUAGACUUGAUGCGGCAUCCGGAAGGGAGUCUUUGCAACUUGACAAACAGAUGGUAAAAUGUUUGUUUGGAAGAAUUUGUGAAAUUUUUAUGUGCGCCAGCAGUUGAGGGAGAUGAGUUUUUAGUCGCGAUUCAACCAAAGUGUGGAAUUAAAGUUUGUAUCCCUCUGGAAGACUCGAAUGAUUUCACAAUUAUAACAUUUGACAUGUACCCACUCCCUUUAUGUCCUGCCAUUUUACCUUUAUGAGACUGGCAUUGCCAAUGCCCACACCCACACUUAUGUCAUCAUUCAAAUUGUCUACAUGGGCUUUGUUUUUUUGGGGGGAGGGUUGUUGUUUUUUUUUGUUUUGGCAGAUAAGCACCUUGAUAGUUACACCCUAGGAGUAGUACAUGUAACAGGAAAACUCAAUAACAUUAUGCUACAGAAGAAAAAAAUGAAAACUUUUUAUAUGAAGAUUAACCAGCCCACAAAUGUUGAUCUCUUUAUUAACGUGCAAACACAGUGGAUUUGCCUUCCCCGCCUUUCGUGGGGGUAUCGGCCCCGCCUCCCUUUUUUGGCGAAUGUUGUUUUUAAUCAACAAUAAAUGCGUUGCGCGCGUUACAGUGAGUUCUCCUUUCGUGCCUUUUGCUUCACUCCCCCAUACUGCAAAAAAGAGCGAGGGAUCGUCUACUAAGGUCUGCCCUUAAAUUUCAUUUGCCUUCUUUCGCCUCGCUCGUUCCAACUGUGUACAUAGUGGUAUUGUUGGGGGUUGUCUGGCAUCAUUUUAGAAAAUUUGUUUUAUGGAAGUCCAAUCUUAUCAAGGAGAAGCCAAAAUGCAACAACUUUCAUUUUCAGAUAAGAUUUUUUUUUAAAAUGGUCAUUUCUAGGAACAUUAUCCACUAAAUGAUGAUAUUUGCAAAAAGUAAAUGUUUCUCCGAGUUCAUUAAUUGUAUGAACCCCAUUUCAACGUGAAAUUUGACAUCAUUGUUUGAACUAAUGCAGCAACAUCAGCUUCCAAGAGCAACAAGAAAAGGAUGAGGGGAGGAGGGCGAAUCCACUCUGUCGCUUCAGGUCCCUUCCCUUUCGCCUCCUUAUUCUCACAUUUUUUAAGUAGGCGAAAGGGGUGAAAGGCCGAUCCACUGUGUUUGUACCGUUAUAGUUUGCUUUAUAUGAUUUGGAAAUUAUGGCUUCCAUUCAUGGAGUGAAAAAACAACCAGUAAAAAAGCUAUUCCAUGGAUUUUGCUUAAGCUGAUGUAAGGGGGACACAGAGAAAUCUUGUACAUGACCAUGAAAAUUAUCAUAUAAGUUUCGUUCCUUUCCAGAGUGAGAAGGGGACACAAACAAAAGCCAUCAUUAUCUCAUGUUCAUUUUAAGCAAAGUCCACCCUGUAUAUGAAUAUUUUAAACCCUUGUCAUAAUAUUAUCAGCACACCCUUAUUUUGCUGAAGAAAGUGUCAGCAAUAUUAAGAGACAAUAUUUGUCUGACUGUAAUAAUACAUUCUGUUACCAUUUCAGAAACCUUUUCGAUUGAUCCGGUAAGCAGCAUUAAUUGGAAGAUGCUAAUCUGUAUUUCCAGUCCAGUGACAUUGAAGACUUCUUGCAUUUGCUCAUUGUGUUCAGUGCUUCCCUUUUGAGCUUCUUCAAGUUAUUCUGUUUCUUUGAAAAUGCCUGCAAGUUAUAGAGAAUAUAAUAUACCUCCUCCUUCUUGUUGCCCUGUUUCAUUAUUUUUUUUCUUCAUUUGGCUUGUAGUUUUGUACAUACAAGUAUGUUCCAAGAUGUAAGAAUAUGUAAGCUAUUAUUAAUCAUAUGCAACUUUUUAAUAAAUGACCUUGCAUGUACUUCAAAC
Aplysia californica (California sea hare) is the source of this 13867-nucleotide messenger RNA. RefSeq names its product partitioning defective 3 homolog. Gene Ontology annotation, cellular component: cell cortex; apical junction complex; adherens junction. Lineage: Eukaryota; Metazoa; Mollusca; Gastropoda; Aplysiida; Aplysiidae. Gene Ontology annotation, biological process: intracellular protein localization; establishment of cell polarity; microtubule cytoskeleton organization. Gene Ontology annotation, molecular function: protein binding; phosphatidylinositol binding. The record is from RefSeq and is a predicted model, not a curated record.